This is a messenger RNA of Dalotia coriaria, 1827 nucleotides long. Its product is annotated as UDP-glycosyltransferase UGT5-like. The transcript has a single exon. NCBI's taxonomy places the organism in Eukaryota, Metazoa, Arthropoda, Insecta, Coleoptera, Staphylinidae. The coding region runs from base 53 to 1606 and encodes 517 amino acids. Gene Ontology annotation, molecular function: UDP-glycosyltransferase activity. The record is from RefSeq and is a predicted model, not a curated record.
AAUCUAGCUACUAGAAUAGAACCUAGCUGCAGCAAUUAAAUUAUUACCCAACAUGCGUUUACUACGUGUUUUCAAAGUCUUAUUGAGUUUGCUGCUUUUUGUGUCCCAAAAUGCAGCAUCAAAAAUAUUGGGCAUUUUUCCAAUGCCUUCCAAAAGUCACACUAUUCUUGGAACCGCCCUUCUGAAGGAACUUGCAUUGAGAGGUCAUCAAGUCACCAUGUUAAGCCCAUUUCUAAUGGAUAACUUACCUGCAAAAUACACACAAGUGCAUUGGGAUUACCUACAAAAAGAUAACGAAGCAAUGAAAACGUUUUCCAAUCCAAAUCUAUCCGGAUUUGCAAAACUAAAGAUCGCUGUUGAUGGUAUUCCAAAAUUUGUUGAUAACAUCCACAACAAUACAAAUAUAAAAACAUUUUUGGAUUCAAAUGAAAAAUUUGACUUGUGCAUAUAUCUCCUUGGAGUAACCGAUUCAUUUCUUGGAAUCUGUCAUCAUGUUAACGCAACGAUUAUUGGUUUCAACACGGUUGGAAUGAAUAUUUUUAUAGGCCAAAUGACUAUGAAUCCAACACCAUAUUCAUACGUGCCGAAUAUUUAUUUACCUUUUACUGAUAAUAUGAAUUUCUUGCAACGAGUUGGGAAUACUAUUGCUUGGACGGUAUCAGCCGGAAUUUUGAAUAUAAUGAAUGCGCCUUUGCAGCAAUAUUUGUUGAGUAAGUAUUAUCCCAAUGCUCCACCAUUAGACGAACUGUUGGAAAGCGUUGAUUUAAUUCUUGCAAAUUCAAACUAUGCUACUGAUACUCUGGUGCCACUACUUCCAAAUAUUAUACCCAUUGGUGGAUUCCACUUGGAAGAAAAAGUUGAGAUAUCAGCAGGGUUACAAUCAUAUUUGGAUAAUUCUAAAAAUGGAAUUAUUUACUUUAAUUUGGGGACAAAUGCUAAAGGUAAAUUUAUUCAGCCUGAAACACUACAACAUCUUAUAAACACUUUUGCAAAAUUACCAUAUGAUAUUCUCUGGAAGUACGAGGACGAAAUGAGCAAUAUUCCUAAAAAUAUCAAGCUAGAAAAAUGGUUACCUCAACGUCAAAUACUAAUGCAUUCAAAUGUUAAACUUUUUAUAACUCACGGGGGUAAUGGUGGUACAAUUGAGGCUAUUUAUGGUGGUGUUCCUAUGAUUUGCAUGCCACACUAUGGAGAUCAACCCAAAAAUUGUGCAGGAAGUGUAGGAAAUGGGUAUGCUAUACAUGUUGAUAUUUCUACGAUGACUGAAGAAAUAUUAACCAAAGCAAUUAAUGAAUUGCUCAGUAAUCACAAGUAUAAGGAAUCAAUCAUGUUACAUUCCGAUGUGUACCGCAAUCAAGCAAUAAAUCCAAUGGAUCGGGCUGUAUUUUGGAUUGAACAUGUAAUUCGACACAAAGGUGCGAAACACUUAAAAUCACAAGCGGCUCAACUUUCGUGGUAUCAAAGAAAUUUAAUUGAUGUUUUUGCCUUUUUUGGUUGUGUAUUAAUUAUUAGUUUAGCUAGUAUUUAUUUCAGCAUUAAAUAUUGUUUAAAAUUAAUGUACAACAAAAUAUUUUCUUCCCAAAUUAAGAAACAAAAGAUGGCAUGAGCAAUUCAAUUUGCUGUUGAUAUAAUUUUAAGUUUAAAUUGAAACCAUUUUGAGUUAAUUUAUAGCAAUUUAAUAAGUAUUAUCAUGGUGAUCAGGCAACAUUUUAUUCUAAAAUCAUUUAAAUCAAUAUUUUUGUCAUGACCUUUUAUUUAAAUAUCCUGUUAUAAAUUUACAAUAUGUAUUUAUUUAUUAACAAAAUAUACAAUAGUAAACAAUUGUAA